GGUGUUCCACCAGCUCCUGUCAAAAAUAGCAUUUGGUCAAGUCCUUAUAUAAGAUAUGGUCUCCCACUAGGUUUGCUAGCUACAGCAGGAGCAGUAAUGAUGUUGAAAAGAAACAAAGCAAAUGUUAUAAAUAAUACUGAAGUAGCUGAAUUUGAACAAACUCCGACACCAUCGCCAAAACCAACGCCUUCACAAACAACACCUUCAAUGACUCCUGAACCUAUGAAAGUACAAACUCCUGUUCAAAAGUCAACUCCAAAACCGACUCCAACAUUUAAACCAGAACCUACUCCUCAAAUAAAUCGUAAAACUCCUGCGUUUCCUUACUGA
Molecule: messenger RNA, 330 nt
Organism: Trichomonas vaginalis G3
Lineage: Eukaryota; Parabasalia; Trichomonadida; Trichomonadidae
Product: kinase C-related family
Exons: 1
Source: RefSeq, a predicted model, not a curated record